Molecule: messenger RNA, 228 nt
Organism: Mesocestoides corti
Lineage: Eukaryota; Metazoa; Platyhelminthes; Cestoda; Cyclophyllidea; Mesocestoididae
Source: the annotation of a GenBank genome assembly
AUGCAAAUCAAAGAGACCUCCGAUCUCUACGUCCAGUGCAGCACUGUGUGCUUCGACCGCUGUGUGAUGAACUUCACCGCCAGAAAGCUCAAUGAUAAGGAGCUGGACUGCAUCGAAAAGUGCACGCAGAAGUUUGCGAAGAUGAACCAACGCCUGACGAUUCGACUGUUUGAGCUAAAUCGCGACGAACUCUCGAAGCAACAGCAGCAGCAGCAACCACAAAAGUAG